CAGAAGUCUCUCAACAUCGCGCGUGCGUAGUCGCGUCAUAACGACAUGACGAACUGUUGUUUUCAGUAGCAACCGUCACUCUGAACUGAAUAAAGUCGUCAUAAAAGGUUGAAAAAUGUCCACUCUACUUGAUGGGACAGCAGCAGAUGUCCCAGUCAGAGACAUCACAGUCAACCUGUCCCGACUAGCAGCUGGUUCACGAGAUUCGUCAGUGUAUCAAAAUGCUCGGGCGCGACAGGACGUCUCUCGGGUGUCCAGGGAGGAGCUGGAGGAUCGAUUCCUGCGCCUCCAUGAGGAGACCCUGCUCCUCAAACAGCACAUUCACCAACAGGAUGAAAAGAUCAAGAAGCUUGGCACUAAACUGAUAAGGCUGGUGAAGGACCGAGGUCGUAUGGAGCAGCUGGCAGCGGGGGGAGCCCAGCCGGUCUCAAGGCUUCGAGACGUGGAAAUGGAGGAGAUGAUGGAGGAGCUCCAGGAGAAGGUCCGGGGACUACAGACUGAGAACGAGGGACUGAAACAGCGUCUUCUGGUCGCCAAACAGCAGCUCAUCAACUCGCAGAGCAGGAGGCCGUCACCAUACGGCCACGUCCAGUCACGAAUCAACUCUGGAUUAAAGAAGCUGAGAGACGACACUCUGUCUCCCUCUCAGACACGACCAAAAAGUACGAGGAGUUUGGAGGGAGGUGGGAGGCCUCCGACCGGCCAGCUGCCUCGAUACGGACAUAGUCUCCUGGAGGAGGCAAGGGCCGAGAUCCGCAACCUAGAGAAUGUGAUAGAGUCUCAGCGGAGCCACAUGGAGGAGAUGGAGGGAGCCUCAGAGCUGAUGAGGGAGGCACUGAGGAAGAAGGAGGGCGAAUAUGAAGAGAGACUUCUGCAGGUCCGACAGCAACAGACCACCAAACUGAGGUCACAUGUCAACAACAACGUGACGAUGAUCAAGCUGCAGAAGCAGCUUGCUGACAGGUCCUGCGCCGUAACAGAGCUGGAGAGUCGAUUUCUACAACUACAAGAGAGUCAGCGGACACUGAAGGCCAGUCAUGACGCCGCAAUGCUGAAGGUGGACGAGCUGUCUGGCCAGCUGAAAGACGAGAGACUGAAGGGUCUGGACCUGGAGAAACAGCUGCAGAGCUCCACCAUAUCCAAGAAAAAGCUGGAGCAGUUGCAGGAGCGGAUCAGUGAACUGGAGCAGGAGAGGGACCUGCUGAGGGAAAACAAUGAGAAACUGGUCAACAGUGCCUUUGAUGUGUCUCAGCAACAAAAAUGGCAGAUUCAGGAGCAGCAGCUGAAGUUACAGAUCGCACAGCUAGAGACGGCGCUGAAGGCCGACCUCGUCGACAAAAAUGAAAUCCUCGACAAAAUCAGGACCGAGAGGGAUACAAAUGAGAAGCUGACAGAAGAAAAUAAGAGGCUUCAAAUCCAGUUUCUGGAACAGAAGCAACAAAUGGAGGAACUCAAUGAUCGUGUGAAAUUCUACAGCAGGGAGAAUGAGUAUGACGUGGCUGAAAUCACGGAGGCACUGCUUCUAAUUAAGACACGUAAAUCACAGAAGAGUGGUGAUCUGGGCUUCCUUAAGGAGGUGGAGGAGGGAGGGAGCAGUAACACAGAGAGCUCCAUCAGAGAGCUACGAGCCGCUCACGCUGAAACCAUCCAGGAGCUGGAGAAGACCAGAAACAUCCUGAGCAUGGAGAGCAAAAUCAGCAAAAACUACAAGGCUGAGCUGGAAGCUGUGUUACAGAAGAUGGACAGUGACAAAGUAGGGUAUGAGCAGAAGCUGGAACGACAGGCUCAGCUGCUGGACACAAGGGCUGCAAAGAUCAAGAAACUGGAAGGUCAGCUCAGGGACAUUGCCUACGGUACAAAAACGUAUGUCUUCAGACCAGACCUCACCAAUGAGGAUGAAGCAGAUGAGUUUGAUGAAACUCUUCACCUGGAGCAUGGAGAAAACCUUCUGGAGCUUCAGAUAGUCAGUGCUGUGCUGUCCCCGUCUGCCUUGCAGGCUUUGGGUGACAGUGAACCCUCCACCUUCUGUACAUACUCUUUCUAUUUGUUUGAACUGCACUCCACUCCGGUGGUGACGGGCCACAGACCAAAAUAUGGCUUCACAUCUAAGUACGUGGUGAGCAUGGACGACCAAUUCCUCGACUACCUCAAUGGAUACUCUGUCACUGUCGAACUGCAUCAGGCCCUGGGUCUAGACUGGAGGACACUGGGGACAGGACAGCUUCGACUGCAACAGCUGCUGGGGCAAGACGGGAAAGUUCAUGGGACCGUACCGCUGGUCGGUACAUCCGAUGAGGUGCGAUCUAUCGGCUCCGUGGAUUACUGGUUGAGGCUGAGGAUACCCAUGACAGAAACCAUCCGCCUGUAUAAAGAGAAGGUGAAGGCCGUGGGCUACAUCAACAGUACACUGAAUGGAAAACCACAGUUGCAACCACGAGGCAGCAGUUGGAACGAACUCUUCAUCACUGUCCAACGCUGUCGAGACCUUCGAGCCAGAAGCUCCCAGCAGCCGAGUCCCUACGUGGUCUACAAGUUCUUUGACUUCUCUGACUACCCCACUGCCACUGUUCACGACAGCUGUGAGCCUCACUUCAACGACCUCAAGUCCUACUCUGUCCUGAUGGAUGUAGGUCUGGACCAGUACCUGAAGUCUGAGGUCCUUCAGUUGUAUGUGUUCGACUACAAGGAGGAGCAGAUGGACACAUACCUGGGGAAGACCAGAGUACCUCUGCUGUCACUGGCUCAGGACAAGGGGAUCACAGGCGUGUUUGAGCUGACCGAUCCCUCUGGGCUUCCCGCCGGCCACAUAGAAGUUACACUGAAAUGGAAGUUCACUUACCACCCUCCAUCAGGCUCGAUCAUGACUGUUGAAGCGCCAGAGUUCAUCGUCCCUAAAGAGAAGCCCAUAGAGGAAACUGCUGAGCCAAAGCAAGAACAGAGUGUGGAUGAAGAGCACAGAGAUAAACUACUGAAAGACAAAGAUGUUGAGGAGAUACUGCAAGAGGAGAAGGAAGCCGGAGUCCUUUUUCAUCACUCCACCUCUCUCCCUGAUGUUGCUGUCUCUAAGGCCCCGCUGCCAAAACUCAGACAGACGACACGAGUAAAGGAAAAGCUGGCUGCCAAAAAAGUCACAUUUGUAGAUCCCACAGCUGCAGAUGACCAGGUGAAGUUUGCUGAGGACAGGAGCCCACAAGGCCCCAGUGUGUCUGCAGACAAGAGAGAGACAUCAUUAUCACCUGUUGUAAAGGUUGUGUCAGAAGUGACUCCAGCUCCUCAAAACACCCCGGAGGAAGAGGAUGAUGAAGACGAGUCUCACUUCUCUGAAGGACAGCUGGUCCCAGCGAACUCCCAGUCCUACUCUGAUGAUUCUGAAAUCUCAGAGGAAAUAAUCGAAGGUACCGAUGAGGCCCCAGCAGCCAAACAGGAUGAGAACGAAUCGACUCAGUCCGACAGCGAUGACUGCAUUGUUCAUGGACAGGCCACCGGGAGGAAACCCUCAGAGCGAGUGCGGGUGGAGGUCGUGGCUCUGAGCCUGAAGCCAGAGUCCCGUGUGGCCCGGGACAGCAGUGUGGUGCGUCUGUUUGUGGAGUACUCUUUCCUGGAUCUACCCACAGAGGAGACCCCCCUGUCUCUACCCAAACCCCCGCAGGGCAAGAGCAUCAACUACAACUACAGCAAAGUCAUUCCUGUGGAUGCUGAGAACAACGGGGCGAGGCGGCGGCUGCUGAGGGGAGUCCUGCAGGGACGAAACCCUCAUAUGGAAAGAAUCCGGUUCACGGUGGUGAGCGAGCCUCCAGAGGAAGAAGAGCAGGAGAGAGAGUGUGAGGAUGUGGGAGUGGCCUUCCUGAGGAUCCCCGAAAUCCUGGAGAAACAACAAGACCUGACUGAGACCAGUCUGAAAGUUCUGGAUGUGGAGGACAGCAGCGAGGUGGUCGGCAGUCUGACUGUGUCCGUAGAGGGACUGGAGGCUCUGCAGGCCAUCGUGGAGGACCAGGACCACGAACGAGCCGCCGUCUCGUCCCUGCUUCCAUCAGCAUGAGGCAACACUCUCUCAGCAUCACCUGACACCAUCGGCCUGACAAAACACCAGAGGAAGCAACAUGUGAAGCAGCUGGUGAAGUACAGCUGUCAUCUUACAUACAUGUAAUAUGUCCAGGACCGACUCAGGACCUGACUUAAUGAAAAGGGUUUUCACACGUUCAGCCGUGUCCAGAACUGAUGCUGAUCAGCAGUGCAACACUUCAGCAGAUGAUCCGACUUUACUUUGAGCUCGUGUUUCAUUCGGAUUUUGCACCGCUAGUGUUUAAUAUUUACACUAAUAUGUGAUACGUGUCAGUUGCUGUAUGUUGACACAGUUCAAGCACAAGGGAACUGUGAACGUAAUUGGACCGUUUCUUUGCCCAGUGAGCUCGGACUGGGUCGUCUGCAGGUCAGAAUACACAGCGGUUAGAAACCGUACCAAGUUUGGCUGAAAACUGUAAGUUUCUCUCUGGAUGUUAAUGUUGUUCAGUUGGUCCACCACCAUCUCAACAACUACGGGAUGGACUUCCAUGGAACAGGGUAUUUCCAGGUCUUAAAAAGUGCAAAAUGUAAAUGUAAAAUGUUGAAUCUUGUCAGUCGCUGCUGUAGACAGUUUCAUUAGGUUAUAGGUAUUACAUUGCGUCUGUCACCUCCACACUGACAGUGACUGAGCUGCAGGAGGUGGUUCAGUCAAACACUGUCACUGCUGCUGCUGCAGGAGGAAGAUCAUCAGCUCACAGUGGAAAGCUCCAGAUCUCUCCAGCUCCAAAACUUACAUUUUCUGCCACUUAUCUGGGUCCAGGUUGCAUUUGUUUAAUUAAUUAUAUCAUUGGGAAUUAUUGUUAUAUCCUAUUUUAUCCCUACUGGUUUUCCAUUAUACUUUUUUUUCAUUACUUUGGUAUGAAAUUAUAAUACUUCAUGACAAGUGUGAUACUAUACUAUAUUGUAGUGUGUAGUGUUAGGACCUGUUUCCCAUUGGAAUACACUUAUAAUGUGUAACCCUGGUGCCUAAAGCUCAGUUUUAACGUAAACAUCCAGACGUCUUUUGACCUGCAAAUCAAUGCUUAGUUUGAGGUUGAUUGAAAGGAACCUCUGGCCAGAUGCUGGUCAGAUUCAGCUGAAAAGUGGAGUCUGUCUCAGCCACCAUGUGGAAGUCUCAAUAAAAACCGUAUAUAAAAAUAAAAUUCAAUGCCUUCCCCCGCAGUGGGGACUGUACUGUAUCAGGAUCUACCCAGUAGAUUGAAAUGUAAAUGAUCUUAUUUAAGAUAUAAACUCAUACAUUCAGAAUGUAUUGUAAAGUCAAAAUGUGUAAAGGUUUGUUGGGAAACUGUACAACAUCUGUUUAUAAUGAUCUAUUUUUAAAUGUGAAAUAAUUUAAAGUUUGUACUGUGUUUAAUACCCUGCAGUUAUUUAUUGCAUUUCGGGUCUGUUUACGAUUUCUGAGGCAGAAGGGAUUUGUUAGCGGGUCUGCCACUGUUCACGUAAUAUUUACUGUAGUUCAGGUUUUAGUUUUGGCUGCACACAAUUUGUGUGUUUGUUGUUUUUGUUCUUUCUCUGUGCCUGACAUCUCCAUGGUAACGGCCUAAAUGAUACCGCAGCCUAUCAAUGGUCGUCCCUCUGUAGGAAUACAGCAGGACGUCCAAAGGAUUUCAGCUGUUCAUGAAGGUUGGCCAUUAGAGCUGAGCCGAGCCUCACAGCCGCCACGAACACACAGCACAAGCUGUUAUUGUGACGCCGCGGGUUAACGUGGUAGACGAGGGAAGAAAAGAGAAGAGAAGAGAAAAGAAAAGGAAGGGGAGCUUAGUUUUAACUGGGUAGUUUAGCACUUUGACCAUCUAGUUUGUGUUCUGCAGGACAGAUUGGUGAUGCUGCAGCAGCUCACAGACCUUAUGACACCUUAUGAAGCCUCCCUUGUUUUUAUCAGGUGACUCAGACAUCACCACUUAUCACUGCGAAGCGCCAACUAACCCCACAGGGAUGUUAAGGAUCCACGUCUGUUUCCAUUUAGUUCUCUGGUUUAUUUUUUUAAGUUCCUCUGAGUAUCUGACCAAAAUAAAACAAAAUGCACUUUUUGUACAAUUACUCGCUUCAUUGUUUAGCCUUGUAUGUGAGAAAAUAGUUUAAAAAGCCCAUCUCAAUUUCCUGCCUUCCAGGUGACAUCUUCAGUUUUCUUGUUUUGUCUGACCAACAGUCCAGAUCCGUGGUGGACUGUUUUAUAUCCUUGUAAACUAAAAACCUUUAGUUAAAACAGAGAAAAGCAGAAGUCGCAGGUAUUGGAGCAGCUAAAGAGAGAAACCUACUAAAACUACCUCACAG
Molecule: messenger RNA, 6336 nt
Organism: Xiphias gladius (swordfish)
Lineage: Eukaryota; Metazoa; Chordata; Actinopteri; Istiophoriformes; Xiphiidae
Gene: rpgrip1l
Product: RPGRIP1 like
Exons: 26
Coding region: 116-4039 (1307 amino acids)
Biological process (GO): non-motile cilium assembly; retinal rod cell development
Cellular component (GO): photoreceptor connecting cilium
Source: RefSeq, a predicted model, not a curated record